Spodoptera littoralis (African cotton leafworm) is the source of this 2187-nucleotide messenger RNA. The record is from the annotation of a GenBank genome assembly. Lineage: Eukaryota; Metazoa; Arthropoda; Insecta; Lepidoptera; Noctuidae.
AUGUUUGAACUAAAGGUCGAGGACCUCCUAAUCCACGGAGACAGUGUCUACGACGUGAUAGACAAACAGGACCAACAGGCAGUAAGAACAGAACUGUCCCGAGCACCAACUGAUGGAGAGGACCGUGUGUUCCUCUGUCGAAUGAACGUAGCCAGGAACGCUAGAAGACAAAUGCGAUUUGGAGAUCAGAAAGUAAUACUAGUCCGCGGUCACUACGUGUCGUACCUGCCGCUGUGCAGCCGCAACGAGCCGGUGUUCCUGGCCGUGUGCACGCCGCUAGCCAUGCCCGAGACGCGCGAGUGCGUCGUGCACGGCGCCACCAACGUCUUCACCACCGUGCACGCCAUGGACAUGAAGAUACUACACAUUGAUGCCAAUAGUGAGUGGCAUUUGGGCUGGGAGAGAAGUUCGCUGCACGGCGUCAGCUGGUACCAUCUACUGCAUCCUGACUGCUGCAAGGAAGCGCAGAGUAAACAUCGGUUAAUAACGCAAUCAGAACAGGAGCGUUCCUGCAUCGCCUUGCUUCGACUGCAGCGCCGCUCUGGGCAGUUCCUCUGGGUACAUGCUGUGUUACAGCUCAAGGACAACUUAGAGAACUCACAGCGACCUGUCAUCGUGUGCACUAACCAGGUGUUAAGUGAACAAGAAGCAGCAGUCAUGAAAGCCAAUCCGUGGCUCUACCACUACUACGCAGUUCAAUCCAAACUGCACUACGGUUUGGCGUAUGAAGCUGCUACAAGGAUGUAUGGGCCACCGCCGCCAGACAUACAAGUCUACCCUCCAGCAAUGCAGUACACGCCGACUCCACCAGUCUGCAUCAAUGGCACCCAACCUGUCAUGAUGCCCAACCCUGGCAUACAACCUCAUAUACCACAUGUUCCGCCACACUUAGCCCCCAUGCACUACGCCUACGAAAGAACCGACAAUGGACCCGUCGAUUAUUCAGUUUCGCUGCAGGAAAAUAGAUACCACAAUUUACGGAUAGAGGAUACGAGGAUCCAGCCUAAUGCUAAGCGGAAAGGGAAAAGUAUAGACGAUAAAUCAAACACGCCAAUAUCAAAUAUGUCACCACGUUGUACACCUUCAACUGUCACUUCAGGGGGCGACACAUUAGUAGCUGUUUCAGCGGGAUCCAUUGCCAGUAGAAGACCGGGAUCCAAAAAUUUUAAUAUAACAGAAACCGAAAUGGUUGACCAAUGGAAUCCGAGUCCCACGUGGUCAGAAUCAGCGCUACAAAAAGUGCCUGACGUCUGUCACCAGGACCUAAGUCCUUACGUGACGACAACGCCUCCUACGCCGUCCGGGACACCUACAGCCUACACCCACAACUAUAGUCACACCUUCGUAUUCGACUGGUCACCAGAGCAAUAUGUUCCUCAUACUAACAAUAGAUGUAACACAAUAACCACAGAAAGUUCCUAUCAACAGACGUGGAAUAGGCCAAAGGACAACGUUCGCUAAUAGCGCCGAGAACUCGGUAGAUGAAAACUCCAAUCCUAAUAGAUUAAGUUUACCAAUGAGGGUCAGUAAUCCACCGCCAGCGUAUAAUGCAUCUAGGGAAGACGUACUUAGAAGGCAAAUUGAUCGACCACAUUCAGAUUCGCCGGAUGCCAAAAAGCCUGCGUUAUAACUGUAGUAUAAUUCCAUGUAAUUUCUUUAAAUAGUUAAAUAAUUUGUUACCCUGUAAUAAUAAAUUUUAUUAAUUUUAGAAAAAGCUCUGGAACUCUCCUGUGAUCUAUGUGUAUAAUUAUUUUUUGUGUAAUUAUAGAUUGUUUGUAGAUACAUAAUAUUGUCCGGUAUCAUGGAUUCUGUACAAAGUAAUGGUAUGCUAGAAAGUAAUUAGUUUUCACAUGCAAUGUGAUUUGUGUGUAUAUGAAAUGUAUAAUUUCUUGUAAAUAUUUAUAGGUAAUGUACCUAGAACCAAUACUAGUUCAUGCUUUGCUAAAUCGAUGCCGUCCAUUUUCUAGCUCCUUUUAUUCCCAGUGCUAUUCAUAAAUUAUGCGCAAACGCAAUAUUGCUUCUGGUACCGUUCAAACUGGAGGUUGCAAAUCCCUAUUGAAUAAAACAAUAGCUAGUCUGGUUUUAGCUCGUCGCUCUAAUUUCUCUUUCUGCCUUUGAAUAUAAAAAAGUAACGAUCGCAAAGUUUGUAUAAGAAGCAGUCGUUACAAAACUUUGUUUACUCCGAGC